UGGGAGAGGAGCCACACGCGAAAGCCACCGAAGUCAGAGAAAGGUAAUGGCGUCGGGGAAGCUUCCGCGGGAGUUGGAGGAAGAGAUACUGUCUCGGCUCCCACCCCGAUCUCUUGUUCGGUUCAGAUCCGUAUGUAAACACUGGAACGAUCUUUUCAACGACAAGAGGUUCCACAACAACCACUUUGCUCGUGCUCGUCCCCAAUUCAUUUUCCUGACCGAAUCUAAGAUCAGUUACUCGAUAGACAUCGAUCUCCGUGGAACAAUAGAGGUACGUGAGCUUGUCUCUGAUUUUACUUGUCAGGCUAUGGAUUUGAUACAUACCACCAUCACCGCUUGCGAUGGGUUAUUGUUUCGUGACUUUUGGAAGCAAGGUGUUGCGGUUUGGAAUCCGUGGUUGAGACAGGUUGGAUGGAUCGAGUACGAGGAUAAAGGUUUCCAUUUUUGCGGUGUAGGAUACGAUAGUUGUAAACCCGAAAAGAGUUACAAGAUCUUGGGGUAUUUUAAUUGUCUCCGUAAAGUCAGCGACACUUACCAUUGGCCCAUCAUGGCACCUUUGUCCUUGAACGGGAAUCUCUAUUGGCUUACUCAUGAACCUGAGACUUAUAAGUAUUUCAUCCGAUGCUUUGAUUUCUCCAAGGAGAUAUUCAAACCUUUUUGUCUCCUGCCCUGUCUAAAGAACCGUUCUCGAGAUGAACUUGUCCUCGCGGUUUUUAAAAGAGAUCGGUUUUCGUUGUUAAAGCAAUGUAAUGUAACAGGGAAGAUUGAUAUUUGGGUAACGAAGAAGAAGAUUGAUGGAGAGGAAGUAGUGUGGAUAAACUUGAUGACUUUGCCAACAACUAACUUGCCUAAGCGAAACUGGAGCUGUUUGCAUCUAUAUGGUAAGGGGAGGUAUGUUCAAGAGGAUUCAGAUUGAUUCAUGGAUUGUUCGGUUUUCUCACUGUCUAUCUUCCAAAUUUGAUCUCAGUUCCUUAAUAAUUCAUAUUACAUCAAGUUUAGAUUUUGGAUUUUUCGUGUUUUAUUACAAAUCUGAAUUCAAUAGUUGUGUCCUCACUUUUGAUUCAGAAGCAAUUUCUGCUCUCUUUGUUGUUGGAGCAGAGUAUAUGGAGCUUUUCCCUUCUUUGAAAGUUGAUUUUGUUUAACUUUCUCAUAUGCUCUGUUUACAUGUGGAUUGAUUUAGAAAUAAACGAUAAUAGUACAU
Molecule: messenger RNA, 1201 nt
Organism: Arabidopsis arenosa
Lineage: Eukaryota; Viridiplantae; Streptophyta; Magnoliopsida; Brassicales; Brassicaceae
Source: the annotation of a GenBank genome assembly